Molecule: messenger RNA, 10525 nt
Organism: Peromyscus californicus insignis
Lineage: Eukaryota; Metazoa; Chordata; Mammalia; Rodentia; Cricetidae
Product: methyl-CpG-binding domain protein 3-like 2B
Exons: 1
Coding region: 8363-9091 (242 amino acids)
Source: RefSeq, a predicted model, not a curated record
UGAGAAGACACACCCUUUUAAUACAAGGUGAGAAGAGCCACACCUUCCGCUGGAAGCCUAUAUGAGGACAAGGGAAGAAGGAAGGGGUCGUUCUUUGCUUGCUUGCUCUCAUCUUGUCAACAUAUCCAUUCCUUCACUGGCACUGGAGCCUACUUCGGGUUUCCAGCAUAGACAGAAGACCAGCUGUGAUACCCAGCCUCGUGGAACUGAGCAACUGCUGGGUUCUUGAACUUCCAUUCAUACCUAGCCAUUGUUAAACUACAGCCUGUAAGUCAUUCCACUAUUUUUUGUUUGUUUGUUUGUUUGUUUUUCAAGACAGGGUUUCUCUGUGUAGCUUUGGUGCCUGUCCUGGAUCUCGCUCUGUAGACCAGGCUGGCUUUGAACUCAUAGAGAUCUGCAUGCCUCAGCCUCCCAAGUGCUGGGAUUAAAGGCAUGUGCCACCACUGCCCGGCUUCAGUAAAUUCUUAUAAAUAAAUAAACAUAUAUGUGUAUAUAUAUAUACAUAUAUAUUUAUAUAUAAGUUCUGUGACUCUAGAGAACCCUGAAUAAUACAGUAUCUUAGGAUUCUUCAAAGGCUCUGAGUAGUUAGGCUGGCUGCUCUGGGUGCUAGUCCUUCAAUCAAGGCAGCUGUGGCUGCAGGAAGGGUUUAAUGAAUGUCAGUUAGGGAGUCAAAUUAUACCAACGCCCAACAUCUUAGCUUUUAUAUGGAACAAAUAACAUUAAAAAAAGGUGCUUACAACAAAGUCUUAUCAGCAUCAUGAACAGUGAUUUAGUUCUUUGUACUAUUUAACUUAGAAUAUAAUACUCCUAUCCCAGGACCCUUAAUAAGAAGUGAUUCCCUCUAAGCUCUCCCAGGUGAAGCUUUAGUGUGUUCACUGUCAUCAGUGUAAAUGAGGCAGAAGUAGAGAGAAGGUAAAGUCAAGGCUAAAGAAAGAUACUUCACUGUGAAAGACCAGAAAAGAGAAACAUGGACCCCUAAUCAUUGGAACAGCUGUCCCCACCAUACGUGAGAUAUUUCCUAGUAUUACAUCAGUUGUUUUAUGUAAAUUUUUGCUGUAUGGAGCUCUGUCUGUUGCAAAUACUGCAUUUUUUGUCCACUCUCUUGUUGAGUAUUUUGUUUCAAUUCUAGUUCACAGCUAUUAUGAUUCUAGUUUCCAAAACCAAAGUAGAAUGUGUACAGUGUUGGUGGUGAUGGUUGGCUGUGUGCAGGGGAAUAUUGUAUUUGUUGUUUUGUAUUUUGAGACAGGCUUUCAUUAUCUAGCCUCGGGGGAACAGAGCUUGCAAUCCCCCUAGUGAUGGGUUAACCAUGUCCAGUACAAUUUACUUAUAUUGUGUAUACAGCUUUUAUAAAUACUACUCAAGAGUUCUCAGGGUAGAUAAUCUAACUUGAACUCCCACGAGCCUCCUUUGAAUGAUCUUCUCAGUACCAUGAUGCCUGAUGUUUCCAUUUUACCUAAAUUGUCUGGGUAUAAUUGUAUUUUACUGUGAGUUAAAAAAAAAAUUCACUAUAAAUUAAUGAAGUUGAAUAUUUCUUUUUCUUUUCUUCUUCUUUUUUUGUUGGGGACAGAAUUUCUUUGUGUAGUCCUGGCUGUCCUGGAACUCACUCUGUGAACCAGACUGGCCUUGAACUCAGAUCUGCCUGCUGCUGCCUCCUAAGUGCUGGGAUUAAAGGCGUGUGCCACCACUGCCCAGCUCAAAGUUGAACAUUUCUUUUUUUGUUUUGUUUUGUUUUGUUUUGUUUUACAAGACAGGAUUUCUCUGUGUAGUUCUGGUGCCUCUCCUGGAUCUCACUCUGUAGACCAGGCUGGAACAUUUCUUUACAUGUUUAUUGGCCAUUUAUUUUAACUUCUUUUAUGUAGGGACUCCCAAAUUUGCCACCCAUUUUCCAAACCAUUUCUCAUUAUUUUGUUGAUGUACUUUACUGGAUGUAUGUAACUCAAAUCCCUUUUCCCACACUGGGUUUUCCCCAUUUUCUUGAUCUAGUUUGAUAAAUAAUAUAAUCAAUGUGUUAUAAAUUAUAAUUAUAAUUUUGCCUAUUUUUAAUUUAUUGUGUCCAAAGAAAUUAUAUUCUCCACAUUGAUUUAAAGUUUCCAUUCUUCUAUUUUUAAAUUAAAGCUAUUGAUUGUUUAGAUCUGAAAUUCUAAGAUAAUAUUAGGAAGAAAUUAGUAAGCAAUUAAUCUGAACAUAAGUUUGGAAAGCUGUACAAACCAAAAUAUUUGAAAGUAAUGAGUGAAGGACAUUUGAAAAUUUAGAAUUGAGUGACUUGUAAUUUUGUGAGAUGUGAUUAAAAGGGAAAGCCUGAGUAUCACAAACAAAAUACCCAAACAAGCUAUGUGAGAGACUCCUUGCUAUUAAUGUGAGCACUUAGGUGCUGGAAGUAGAAGGAACAGAAGCUUUACAAGGUCGUCCUUGGCUGUACAGGAAUUAUAGCAAGUUUGAGGAAAGCCUUGUGCUGCCCCAAACCAGCCAGAAACAAAUAAACUCAAAUUUCCUCAUUACCCAAAUAAAACAAACAACCCACUUCAGUCAAGUAUAUUCCAAAGCACGGGAGAUACCACACUGCAUAUUUAAUCAAACCCACAUUUUCUAAUUCAAGGAAUCCAGGUUAACAAUACUGAACUGUAUUGUGUUCUACAAACCAAGACUAAGGAGAGUUAGAGACAUGGGUCAGUGAUGGUUCUUGCUAGGACUCAAGAGGCCCUGGGUUCAAUUCCUAGCACUGGGAAAAACAAAACAAACAAAAAACAGCCAAUGAGAAAAUUUUUAGGGAAUAUGAAAAAACAUUGGCCAAUGUAACUGAACAAGGACUGGCAGCUAACAUUAAAUGAGACAUAAUCUUUAAAGUUCUAGCAUAAAUUUAUCAGAACAGAAUUCUAUACUCUGUGGCAAUAUUAACCUCAAAAUACAGAUACAUGGGAGCUGAUUACUAGUGCACACUCAGAGAUGGUGUAAGUUAGGACUGCAAGCUAAAACCCUAGUUAGAACAAUACAGCAUGGAAGAAAACCAGCAGCCAGGCAUGCCCCCAAAGCUACAGCACUGGGAGGUGGAAUCGUGAUUUUCACUGGACUGUGUGUUGCACACUGGAAAGUCUAAGAUUGACAUCAGAUUUCUAUCAGACUCAGCGCUAUCAAGUGAGCUUGGGUGCUUUGUGUCGUCAUUAACGUUGUUUUGAAGAUUCUAGUCACUCAGACUGGCUUCAGAAGUAGUUGGUUUUUCUGUUUCUUUUCAUUGCAGGCAUAUUUCAUUGGAGGCAUUUUAAUGAUUCCAGUAAAAUUAAGCAUCAAGAAAACAAAAAUGGAAAGCAGCCAACACUUACAACUAUACCUCGUCUCAUUAGUGCUCAAAUGUAGUAAAAGUUGUGUGUACUCAGAAUGUGUGUGCGCGUGUGUUGAGAAAUGGUCUCUCUAUUAUGUAGUUGUAGUUCUGCUUGUCCUGGAACUCACUAUGUAGAUGAGGCAGGUCUCAAACUCACAGAGAUCUACCUGCUGGGAUUAAGGGCCUGUGCCACCACACCUGGCUCAGUAUAAACAAGUUGAAUAGAGAAAACAGUGACCAGCUGGGUGUGGUAGUGCAGGCCUUUAAUCCCAGCACUCACACAGGAAGUAGAUAUAAGCAGAUCUCCAUGAAUUUCAGGCCAGCCUGGGCUACAAAGAGAUCCUGUAGUAAAACUAACAAAAAAAAAAGAAAAGUGAAAAUAAAUAAUAGGCAUGUUAUUGGCUUUUUUAUGUUCUCUUACAAGAAACAUUUUAAGAGUUGACUUUUUCCUCACCUCACUCUCACACAUGUCCACAUUUUUACUUGUCACCAUUAGCCACUGCCCUCGUGGAACUCUACUAUGUGAAUGUGUAUUUUUUUGAUCACUCACAACCCUAACAAUACUACUCUCAAAAAGUUUAGAGAGGAAGGAACUUAAGAAGUAUUAAGUAGCAAUAUGAUCUUCCAGCCUGUGAUGGUACAUAUGAUAAAGCUCCAGCUGAUCAAGAAAGAAUCCAUGAUGUAGUGAUAUUAGUCACUUUUGAUGGAGCUAUGGCCUUUGAUCAGAUAGUGAAUGACUGACUGUACCUCUACAAUUUAUUUUUGAGUGUUGGGGAACAAAUCUGGGACCUUACAUUUGGUAGGUAGUUUCCACCAAAUAACCUGGUUAAACCCAAAUUUCCUCUGUUUCUGAUGGCUGAAUUGCAGGAUUGGGAAGGACUGAUUGCACUUGCUUUGAUUGAAUCUGGAAUGAAAUACAAACAUGCAGUUCAGUUUAGAAGACAGAAAUUCUGAGAUUUAAUUCCAAACAGCUGUUUUACUUCGGGAGUAAUAUGUGAUUAUGAGACUAUGCUUCAGAAAACCAAUGGGCAUUCCUGUGUACACUAGAAAUAGAAACAAAGGCUCACUUCAUUGGGGCAUUCAGAGGGACCUCUUGGUUCCUGGAAAUCUAAAUCUGAAUUCUUACUUGCCACAUUAGAUUACUGUUGAAUGUAGGACUCCUCAACCCCUAAUGGUUGGGGAUAAAAGUAAAGAUAAAGAAAUCCCUUUAUCACAUGGGUUAAAUGAUUAAGUAAAGAUACAGAUACCCCAAAUCCUGAAACAUUUUGUUGCUAUUUUUUUUUUUUUUUUUUUGAGAGAGGGUUUCUCUGUGUAGUUUUGGUGCCUGUCCUGGAUCUCGUUCAGUACCGGCUGGCCUGGAACUCACAGAGAUCCGCCUGGCUCUGCCUCCCGAGUGCUGGGAUUAAAGGCGUGCGCCACCACCGCCCGGCAAUAUUCUCUAAUUUUAACCUGUACAAAAAGUGUGUUGGGUGUGUUCAUUCAUACCUUUAAUCCUAGCACUAGGAAGGCAGAGACAGAAAGAUCUGUCUCUCAGAGGUAUGAUACAAGGAAAUCUCAAGUUCAAGGCCAACCUGGGCAAUUUAGUGAAGUCCUCUUUCAAAAGUUAGUGUGAAAGGCCUAGGGGUAGAGCCCAAUGAUAGAGUGCUUACCUGGUAACCCAGAGUCCAAAGUGCAAACUAUGAAGAGAACUUGAAAUAUAAUACAUAAAAAAGUAUAAAUGGUGGGCUCAAUAGUAUACACCUUUAACUCAGCAGAGGUAGGUAGGUGGAUCUAUUUAUGUUCCAGGUCAGUCAGAGUUAGUGUGAGACUGUCUCAAAAAAAGAAAAGAAAGAAAGGAAAAAAAGGUAAAAGUGAAUGUUAUUUUAUGAAGCCAUAGUAAAAGUCCUUACUUUGGAAUUUUUUAUUUUUUAUUUUUUAUUUUUUUAUUUUUUUUUUGGUUUUUUGAGACAGCAUUUCUCUGUGUAGCUUUGCACCUUUCCUGGUACUCGUUUUGGAGACCAGGCUGGCCUCGAACUCACAGAGAUCCACCUGCCUCUGCCUCCCGAGUGCUGGGAUUAAAGGUGUGCGCCACCACCGCCCGGCCUACUUUGGAAUUAAAUUAUAUUAGAAUUAAGAUUCACAAUAAUAUAAAUUCAGACAUCAAGAGGGAUCAAAAUAUAAUUAAUUUUUUCUAAGGUAUGACAUUAGACAUGGGAUUUUAAAAUAUUUGUAUUGGGGUAAAUAAAGGACUAACGAUUUAAUUAUUAGGGUAAGAACAUAGAUCUGUACGUAAUUAUAGCAAGUUUAUAUAGAGGAAAAUAGAAUAGAACUAUUUAAUUCCAGCCAGAUGGUAGUGGUGCAGGCCAUUAAUCCUAGGACUCAGGAGGCAGAGUCAGUUGGAUCUUUGAGUUGAGGACAGCCUGGUCUACAGAGUGAGUUCCAGGACAGCCAGGGCUACACAGAGAGCCUUUGUCUCGAAAAACCAAAUGUGUAUAUGUUUAUGACAGAGUUUAUCUGUGUGAGAGAGAGAGAGAGAGAUUCUAAGUUAGAUUAUAGGAAAAAUAACCAAGGGGCUCAGAAAGGAUGUGAUAUAAGUGUGGUUUAUCAGGAAUGACAUGAAAUUCCAAUGUAAAAAAUAGCAAGUUCUGUUUUAAUACCCAUGCAUUGUAUUAAAACAUCCAUUUAUGUUACUUCUAUAAAGCACAUAGUAAGUGUUUGGGAUAUUUUAUUGAUAAAACAUUAUUUUUUAUUUUAUUUUUGUUUUUUUGAGAAAGGGUCUUACUGUGUAGCUUUGGCUGUCAUGAAACUCUGUAGACCCUGCUGGCCUCAACUCAGAGAUCUGCCUGCCUCUUCCUCCCCAGUGCUAGGAUUAAAGGAGAGUACUACCACACCCACCUCUGAUAAACAUGUAAAUAUUUUCUAAUUUUAUCCUGUACAAUAGGUGUUGGGCUGGGUGUGGUCAAACACACCUUUAAUCUAAGCACUAGGAAGGCAGAGACAGAAGGAUCUCUGUGAGUUCCAGGCCACUCUGGUCUCCACAGUGAGAAUCUGUCAUAAAAAUUGUGAAAAUUUAUCUAUUUCUUCUUCUCCUUCUCCUUCUUCUUUUUUGUUGUUGUUGUUUUGAGACAGAGUUUAUCUGUGUAACAGCCCUGCCUGUCCUGGAAAUCACUCUGAAUCCAGGCUGGCCUUGAAUUCGAAGAGAUCAACCUAACUGCCUCCAUGGGAUUAAAGGUGUGUACCACCACCACCUGGCCUUUUUUGUUGUUGAUUUCUACUUUUAUUUUUAUAGAAUGUAUUUGGAGAUGUUAAACUAUUGAGAAAAAAAAUGGAUAUAUUUAAAAUGCUGAUAUGAAAAGUUGUUGAGAUAAUGGGUAUGCUAAUUAGAUUAGAGGUGUCUUUAUACUUAGAACAUUCAAUAUAUUUUUUUUUCUGUUUUUUGAGACAGGGUUUCUCUGUGUAGUUUUGGUGCCUGUCCUGGAUCUCACUCUGUAGACAGGCUGGCCUCGAACUCACAGAGAUCCUCCUGAGUGCUGGGAUUAACUGCGUGAGCCACCGCCGCUUGGCUCAAUUGUUCUUUAUAAACAGCUUUUUGUUGUUGUGGUUUUUUUUUUUUAAGAUUUGUUUAUUUAUUAUGUAUACAGCAUGUAUGACUGCAGGCCAGAAGAGGGCACCAGAUCUCAUUACAGAUGGUUAUGAGCCACCAUGUGGUUGCUGGGAAUUGAACUCAGGACCUCUGAAAGAGCAGUCAGUGCUCUUAACCUCUGAGCUAUCUCUCCAGGCCCUUGUUGUUGUGUUUUUUGAGACAGGGUUUCUCUGUGUAAUAUAGUAUCAGCUAUUCUGGAACUGGCUUUGUAUACAGGCUGGCCUCCAACUGAUAGAAAUCAGCCUGCCUCUGCCUCCUGAGUGCUAGGAUUAAAGGCAUAUGCCACGAUUCCCAGUUUAUAAAAUUUUUCUAAAUGUAACCUUUAAGAGUUUAAAUAUAAUGAAGUGUUAUUAACACUAUCGUAACCUCAGGUAUUUAAAAGCUUUUUAUCCAUUAACAAUAUCAAUAAUAUUUUUGCUUUUGUAUAUAUACUUAAGUAUCCUCAAAUCUCAAGGGUAUGAGACAGGAACUCCUGUGGAUUGUCUAUUUAUUGAUCACUUUAUCUACACUAGUAUAAUCUACUACCCAGUUUAUUCCGUGGUUAGGUUAUCUACCAACUGAUUUAUUUCCUAGCAGUUUUAACACUCAUUGGUUUAUUUGCAGGUUAUCUAUCUCUAGUCCUAUAUAAAAGGAGAAUUAGACGAGAAAGACACUGCCAUUUCCAGCAACCCAAGCCCUGUCUGCAUCUCUGUUGUGGAGCCUUUCGGACAAGCCCUACAACCAUGGAGGGACCUUCAGGAAACCCACUUCCAAAUCAGCCUUUGCUAGUGAGUAUGCAAUUCACACGAACUGUAGAAUGUUCACUCUUGUCCUUUUUCUUUAUAUUAACAUCCUUCAUUUAAUGCAUAGCUGUACUUGACACAAACUGAUAUCCUGUGGGAAGCUGUUAAUUGCUUGUUGUUAAAAUUUGUUGGAAGAAAUUUAAAAUGUACUUCAUCAGCCCAUAAUGAGAAGGAGUCCUGUGAAAUGCACUGCUGGAUGUUUUUUGUCCUUGUGUGAACAUCUAGAGUGUUCUUCCAUAAACUUAGAUGGUGUACUUGUGCAAUAAUGAUAACUGUGUGUCACUGAGGGUAGGUUUGGAACAUAAGCAUGCUGUGACCAUAAGAAAGAAAAGAGUAGCAUUCUUAUCCUUGAAAGUCACAUGAGUUAGAUGUCCCAGAAGCCUGGUAACUAGAGCCUUUAUUGCAGCAACAUUGGGGAUCUAGCAAAAUUUCAAAUUCUGGGCCCUACCCUAGACAUAUUUGGAUUACAGAUAUUUGACUUUUAGAAACUUUCACAAAUGACUUUAGCCUAUGCUGGGAUCUAAGACCUAAAAAGGAUGGUAGAAAAUCCAUGAACUGAAAAUUCUGCAUAACUACUAGUAGAUUCCUUCCUCUGUGUUGUUUAAAUUUUACUUUCUCCCAAAGGGGAAGCUCCAAAGAAGUAUGAUACCUGAGAAAUUACAGAAGAGGAGGGCCCAGGCUGCCAAGAACAAGGUCAAGGCCAAACACCGAUCUGGGGUCACUCCUGUUCUUCCUGUGAGGCUGACCAGUUGCAUCUUCACGAGGCCUGUGACUAGAAUAACUUCCCACCCUGGGAGUAAGACCAUGCGCAGGAAAGAGGAAGAGAAGCUGGUGAAACCCCGGCAGCUCUGCGCAUUAAGGAGACUGCAGGAAUAUCAAGAAGACAGUAAAGGGGAACAGUUACAUCCAUUGGAUCUUAAAAACGCCGUACAAAGAAGUGCUCUGGGAACGCAGGCUGGAGACAGAGUUCCAACAGCUGCUAACGAUCUGCACACUGAAGGGGAACAGUUACAUCCGUUGGAUCUUACAAACUCUGUACAAAGAAGUGCACUGGGAACGCAGGCUGGAGCCAGAGUUCGAAGAAGUGCUAUGGACCUGCACACGUCCCCGGAGUGCACCUCUGUCCAGCCCCUGAGUUCGGAAAAGAAGGUGCAAGGGACUCCUGAGCCAUUGCCGCCGUCUUUCUACAGUCAAAGGGUAACAACGGCUGUGACUUUUCAGCUGUCACCUUCUUUCUACAGACAAGGGGUAACUACUGCAGACAUCCGGCGACAGACCCGGAGGGUAAAGAAAGCCCGGAAGAAACUGGCUGCGGCCUUGGAGGCAGAUAGGCUUGCCAGGCAGGCUGAGAAUAUGGGGAAUGGAACAUAGCUGAGUGUUAUGAAAACUGAAUGAAAACAGAGUGUGGUAGCCUCUGCAAUUUCUCCAUAAAGGAAGUUUGUAUGUCUUUUUUGUUUUAUUUUUUGAGAUAGGGUUUCUCUGGGUAGCCCUGGCUGUCCUAGGACUCUGGAGACCAGCCUGCCUCUGUAUGCAGAGUGUUGGGCUUAAAGGUGCCUCCACCACCCAGCAUUACUUGUAUGUCUUUAUACAAUAACCCUACUCUGAUGAUGAGGAUAUACACAAAUCACUCCUUUUAAAGCUCAUUUUGAAAGCCAACAAAAUGACCAGUAGUGUUUUAAAUAAAUGUUUUCAAUUUUGUUAGAAAUGAUCAUGAAAAUAUCCUUUAGAUCAGCUAUGAUCCACAGUCGGACUCUGGAAUAGAUCCAACACCAACCCACAAAGCAAAGGAAAUUCCUUAUUUUAUAGCAUUUAGAUGAAAAGGGUCUAUGACUUAGCAAUUAGUUUAGCGAAGCUAUUAGGUAGAUUACAAAGCCUUCACUCAAGCUAGGCAGGCCUGGCUAGCUUGAAGGUAACCCUCUGUCCUUCCCUACCAUGGGACUGCUACUUGCUAGGUGUUUAGCUUCUAGUGAUGGUACUAGAUCACAUAUAAGACUGAAACUCUGGUUGCCUUAGCCCUGGAAAGAGAGAAGCUGCAGCUGUUAAUGGCUAAUCCCCUCUCUAGUGUUAUGUCUAUGACCUAACAAGUAGAUAGUUAUAUAAUAUUCAGUUUAUUGGGAGAAGAAAGGGGCACUUUACUCAAAAUUGUUCAAUUUCAGGCUAUAAUUUUUUAAAACUUGGUGAUUAUUGGAAUCUCAUUAUGUGGACCAGGUAGGUCCUGAAUUUGAUCCUCCUGCUUCAGCCUGACGAAUGGUAAGAUUACAGGCAAGCAUUCCACAUCUAACUGUAUUUUUUUUUCACUUUUUAGUCUAUAGGAAUAAUCUAGCCUGAGGCACUAUUUAGUGUUUUAUGCUAAGUAUUUAACUUAACACUUAUAUUAAUGAAAGAUGAUCCAGGUGCUGCAGCUUUAGACACCAUUGUCUUGGACUUGUUUUGUGGAACUCCCUGUUGUAAUUCUAAACUAUCAAUAAAGGUUUCCAUUUUAAAUACAAGUCCAGAGAUUCUUUUAUAUGAUGGUAAUUUGAUGCCAUAAAAAUAUUAUAGAUGUGGUUAUAGCUAUCAUUUAUCUAUCCCUCUAUACUAACUCUCUACCAUGAGCUACACCUCCAUCUCCUACAGCUAAUUUGAAAAUAAAUUCAUUUUUUAUUAUAUAAAGCUACAUAAGGUCAUUUGCAUUGGAGAAUACAAUGCAGCUGGGCAUGGUAGCACACACCCUUGAUCCCAGCAGAGGCAAGCCUGAAUCUACACAGCUAGUCCAGGAUAGUCAGAGCUACACAGAAAACCUUGUCUCAAAAAACCAAAAACCAA